This is a messenger RNA of Charadrius vociferus (killdeer), 331 nucleotides long. RefSeq names its product scavenger receptor cysteine-rich type 1 protein M130-like. The record is from RefSeq and is a predicted model, not a curated record. NCBI's taxonomy places the organism in Eukaryota, Metazoa, Chordata, Aves, Charadriiformes, Charadriidae. Gene Ontology annotation, cellular component: membrane. The transcript has a single exon. The annotation marks the transcript as partial.
AUGUUUGUGUUUGAAGGGGCUGCAGAGGUGAGGCUGGAGGACGGGGGGGGGCGCCGGGCUGGGAGAGUGGAGGGGAAACACCAGGGCCAGUGGGGGACCGUGUGUGAUGACUCCUGGGGCAUGGCCGAUGCUGCAGUGGUCUGUAAGCAGCUGGGCUGUGGGUCUCCUGUCAAAGCUCAUGUCCAAGCACACUUUGGGGCAGGAUCUGGCCCCAUUUGGAUGGAUGAUGUUCACUGUCGUGGCACCGAGUCUGCCCUGUCUGACUGUACACACAGAGGAUGGGGAAGACACUACUGUCGUCAUAUUGAGGAUGCUGGUGUGACAUGUUCAG